UGUUCCCUGACCCCUCAUGUACUUGUACCUGAUCCCAGACAUCCUGGUCUACCUGUGUCCCCUCCAGACCCCCAUGGCUCCCCUCAGACUCUUCAUGGACGGUGAGGAACCGUUAGUCCUGGACGGAGGACUCGGGACGGACCUGGAGGCCCACGGAGCCCGCCUACAGGGAGACCCUCUGUGGAGCUCCAGGCUUCUCCACACGGACCCUCAGGCCAUCAGAGACGCUCAUUACAGGUUCCUCGUCGCCGGCGCUGACGUCAUCACCACGGCAACGUACCAGGCCAGCGUGGCCGGGUUCACCGGCGAGCUGCAGGUCAGCGCCGAGCGCGCCAGAGAACUGAUGGCGUCCGGAGUCCGGCUGGCCCGGGAGGCCCUGGACCGGUUCUCCUGCCACGCUCCACCAACAGGGCGCCGGCGCCCCCUGGUGGCGGCGUCCGUCGGGCCGUUGGGGGCGUUCCUUCACGACGGGUCCGAGUACACCGGCGCCUACGCGGAGCAGAUGAGUGUCGAGGAACUUAAAGCGUGGCACCGCCCGCAGAUGGAAGUCCUCGCCGGCGCCGACCUCGUUGCCAUGGAGACGAUUCCGAGCAUCAAGGAGGCGGCGGCUCUGCUGGAGCUGCUCAGGGAGUUCCCCGAGACCCGGGCCUGGCUGGCCUUCUCCUGCCAGGACGGGCGGCGCCUGUCCGACGGCAGCUUGUUCAGCGACGCCGUGCGGUUUGCUCAAAGGUCGAGUCAGCUGGUCGCUGUCGGGGUAAACUGCUGCUCGCCGGCGCUGGUGGAGCCGCUGCUGGACUCUAUCGGGUCCCUGAGGACCCCCGACCUGAGCUGGGUGGUCUACCCCAACAGUGGAGUGGACUGGGACUCUGAGCAGGGGCUGCCAGCAGGGGGCGCUCCGGCGGCGCUCGGCGCCUCGUGGCUGAAGCUCGGCGCCUCGUGGCUGAAGCUCGGCGCCGCUCUGAUCGUUCCUCCGCCCACCAGGAGGGUGCUGCCACGUCGGCCCGGCUCACAUCGCAGAGUUACGACGCGCCGCGUCUUCCGGACGAAGCCACGCCGUUGGCUGUUUGUGAAUCAACGUCACGAGGAGCGGCUCUGAAGGUUAAAGACACAAACAACAAGUCGCUUUACGGCCUUUUAUUCACAAACAUCUGGGGACCGGUUUCCACGGUAACAGAUCUCAGGAGGGUUUGGUGAACUUUGUGUAAGCGGCGCCCCCUAGAGGGCAGCUUCAUGUCUGUUCUGUGGUGCGCUACACUCGUUGGAGCGUGUGUGGCGCCCCCUAGAGGCCGGUUGGAAUGAAACCGUCUGGCGACGUUUCAGGACCUCUGGAGGAAAUAAUAAUAAAGAUCAUUAAUAGAGUUUA
This is a messenger RNA of Pseudoliparis swirei, 1363 nucleotides long. RefSeq lists its product as uncharacterized. The record is from RefSeq and is a predicted model, not a curated record. The coding region runs from base 17 to 1096 and encodes 359 amino acids. The transcript is spliced from 8 exons. Lineage: Eukaryota; Metazoa; Chordata; Actinopteri; Perciformes; Liparidae. Gene Ontology annotation, biological process: S-methylmethionine cycle. Gene Ontology annotation, molecular function: zinc ion binding; S-adenosylmethionine-homocysteine S-methyltransferase activity.